AUGCCACCGUUCGUCCCCCGCAAGCGCGUAUCCUCCGAGGACCCGCCCCCGGCCAAGCGCCAGGCCCGGCCCGAUGAAGCCCCGUUCCACCUGUCGGACUCCGAUUCAGAUUCCGAAUCGUCCUUGAGCGACGCUCCAGACGGGCUUAUCAAGGAUACCAAGGAUGAGGAGGAGUCUGACGAGGACAUUGAUUGGGAGGAUGCUAUCGACACAGGCACUACGAGCGCAACAACCCCGGCCACUGCAGCCCCGGAACUACGUGAUCUGGAAUUGACCUUUGAUAAGAAUGAAACACAUACGGCAGACCUACUGGAUGGAAAAAAAGGCCCUAGCAAGAUCGAGCGCCAUAUCCGUGUCCAGACACAUUGCAUGCAUGUCCAGUGCUUGCUGUUCCACAAUGCCAUUCGCAAUUCCUGGAUCAAUGAUUCCACGGUCCAGGAGACCCUACGCAAAAAUUUACCAGAAGGGAUCCACAAGGAAGUAAAGAAAUGGCGCAUUGCAUCUGGGUUGGAGCUUCCAGAGCCGAAUCCUGAACCAUCGAAAAGCAAGAAGAAGGGCAAAAAAGCCCAGAAGAACAAGGAUUGGAGCGCGGACUCGGAGCGGCUGGAACCCGGUCAGCCGGAUAUGAGUCGGGGUGAUCCGAUCAUCACGUUGAUAAAGAUCCUGGUUGCGUACUGGCGGAAGCAGUUUCAUAUUACUGCGCCGGGAUUGCGCAAGUAUGGAUAUCGACCAGUCUCGGAUCUUGAAAGUGUCAUUUCUGAUUUCCGCGAGGAGGAGCAUGAUCCGGCGCGCCAUGGUGAGCGCAUUGCUAAGCUAGACGAGUUCCGUGCUACUGCUGAACGCAUGCAGGGCUCGCGAGAUGUCGGUGCGCAGCUCUUUACCGCUCUUAUUCGGGCUUUAGGCAUUGAGGGUCGGCUUGUGGGAAGUCUUCAACCACUGGGAUUUGGUUGGACUAAAAAUGAGGUCUAUACACCGUCCAAGGAGUCCGAAAAGAAGGAAACAGAGGAGAAAGAAGAACCUGCACAAUCUGAGUCCGACGCAGAUGAGACACCAGCCAAGGUGACAAAACGUAAGCAGUUCGACAAGGACCUCCCAUUCCCGAUCUAUUGGACUGAAAUUGCGUCUCCAAUAACGAAUGAGAUCAUCUCUGUCGAUCCUCUGGUCCUUUCGAAUCCCGUCGCACCAACCGGGGAUCUCCAAGCUACCUUCGAACCUCGCGGCGCAAAAGCCGAACGAGCCAAACAAGUGAUAUGCUACGUCGUUGCGCACUCAACAGAUGGCACAGCAAAAGAAGUUACCACACGCUACCUCCGAAAGCGUACCUGGCCAAGCAAAACCAAAGGCUUCAGAAUGCCCCUAGAAAAGAUUCCUUUACCGGGCCUACGAGGCCAAUACAUCGCCUUCGAUUGGUUCGGAAUGGUAAUGCGCGGUUACCAAAGACCAAAAGAGAGACGAACAGCAGUAGACGAGCUCGAAGACGAACGCGACCUCAAACGCAACCAACCCGAGAAGAAAAAAGUAGCGCCAAACCAUGAUACCCUUCAAAGCCUCCGCACGUCGUCAGAAUUCGUACUGGAGCGCUUCCUUCGCCGCGAAGAAGCCCUUAAACCAGGUUCCGAGCCAGUCCGCACAUUCACCUCCGGCAAAGGCGUCCGCGCCAAAGAGGAACCCGUUUUCAAGCGCGCAGAUGUGGUCAAAUGUCUCUCAGCUGAAAGCUGGCAUAAAGAAGGUCGCCAGACCGUUCCAGGAGCAGUACCUCUAAAGCGUGUCCCUAUCCGGGCCGUGACCCUCCUCCGCAAACGUGAAGUCGACGAGAUGCAGCGUGAAACUGGCGAAAAACCUCUCCAAGGAUUAUAUGCCCGUGACCAAACGGAGUACAUUAUCCCACCCCCUAUUGAAGAUGGACAUAUUCCCAAGAAUGAUUAUGGGAAUAUCGACUGUUUCGUGCCCAGCAUGGUUCCGCGUGGUGCGGCGCAUGUGCCGUUACCGGGAACAGUGCGGAUCUGUAAGAAGCUGGGCAUCGAUUAUGCAGAAGCUGUUACCGGCUUUGAAUUUGGGUCUAAGAUGGCUGUGCCUGUUAUUCAGGGUGUUGUGAUUGCGGAGGAGAAUGAGGAGUUGCUUCGGGAUGCGUGGAGGGCAGAUGCUGCCGAGAAACGAAAGAAGGAGGAAUUGAAGGCUGAGAAGAGGAUUUUGCAGACUUGGCGGAAGUUCUUGUUUGGGUUGAGGAUUAUGGAGAGGGUUCGGGAGGAGUAUGGAGGUGGAGAUCCUGAGGCUGGGAAGGAGAGGGAUGAGCACAAUCCAUUUGCUUUGAAAAAGAGGAAGAGAGAUGAGGAGGAGGAAGAGGGAGAACGAGAAGAAGGUGGCCAUGAUCAUCCGGAGUCUGAACAUGAUCCGAUGGAUUAUGGCGGUGGGUUCCUCCUUCCUGGCGAAGAUGAUGCUGAUGAUGGGUUGAUCGUGGAACAUCACGAGGAGAAGAAACAAGCUGGUCCAUCCCAGUCUCGUGGGGAAUCCGAAGGAGAUGGUGCGUCAGAAUCACUGUCACCGCCUAUUUCCAUCCCCUCAGCCUCAGAUAACGAGGAACAGGACGAUGAUGACGACGGCGAAGAUGCAAAGCCCGAAUACACACCUCGUCCCACGCGCCGAACUGCGCGGCGUUGA
Penicillium antarcticum is the source of this 2658-nucleotide messenger RNA. Its product is annotated as Rad4 family protein. NCBI's taxonomy places the organism in Eukaryota, Fungi, Ascomycota, Eurotiomycetes, Eurotiales, Aspergillaceae. The coding region runs from base 1 to 2658 and encodes 885 amino acids. Gene Ontology annotation, molecular function: damaged DNA binding; single-stranded DNA binding. Gene Ontology annotation, biological process: nucleotide-excision repair; mismatch repair. The transcript has a single exon. Gene Ontology annotation, cellular component: cytoplasm; XPC complex; nucleotide-excision repair factor 2 complex. The record is from RefSeq and is a predicted model, not a curated record.